AUGUUCUCCAAUUUCACGAACAUCGUGCAAAAGGCCCAGCAGCUCAUUGACCCGACCCAGGGCCUCAAUCUGACGAGCUCCGAUCGAAACCCUUCCAAGGCCUCCCUGUUCCAGAACCAGUUCCGGUUGCCGUCGUCGCAGAACCCCCUAUACGAGAUCAAUGCCGAGCUCACCAUCCCGCCCUCCAACGCUACCCAGGGUGAUAAAGACCACGAUCGAGGAUGGCAUUACGCCGGGAAGCUGCAUCUGUCCGAGUCGUACAUGUGCUUUUCAACCACGCCUACAAGCUUCGCACAGUCUGCUAGCACUUCCACCUCUUUGGCCUUCACCGGCCAGACCCAUGGCGCGGGGCCAAGCGGCAAUGGCUUCACUUUCCCCUUGUGCGCGAUUAGACGAGUUGAGAGAUUAAAUAGUCAGAAUUUCCAGUUUGCGCUUGCCAUCACGACCUGGAAUGGUCUGCUAGCGGACACCCCCAAAGACAAAGACAAUAAUAAAGAUGUUAAAGACGCGAAAGAACAACGAAUUACCAUUCAUCUGGCUGGCUCCAGACCUGCCUGCGAGCGAUUCUGCGAUGGACUAAAGAGGGGCUUGAGAGCCGGCGUCGGCAACGUCGGCAAGCUGCGCAAGGUUGUCGCUGAGUGCUAUUCCGAACACCUCCUGCGAUCUGAGGACCGAAAGAACGCCAGCCCACCGGAUGCCGGUCUCGGCAUGGUAUUUAGAUACCCUGGUGACCCGAAGAAGCUGCGGGACAGGGCCAAGAUGCGACUUUGGGCCGAGUACUUGCGAGACAACGGAAGAAACACAACUUUAAUGCGUCAACCGACGUUCCACAAACUCAUUCGCGUCGGUUUGCCGAAUCGCUUACGCGGAGAGAUUUGGGAGUUGACAUCUGGCUCACUGUAUUUGCGACUGGAGAACCCGACUCUCUAUUCGGACACCCUGACUAAAUUCGAAGGCCAAGAGUCACUCGCUAUUGACGAGAUUGAAAAGGAUCUAAAUCGAAGUCUGCCCGAGUACCCUGGUUUCCAAAGUGAAGACGGUAUUGGUAGACUUCGUCGGGUUCUCACCGCAUAUAGCUGGGUCAAUCCUGACGUUGGAUACUGCCAAGCCAUGAAUAUUGUCGUGGCGGCGCUGCUAAUCUACAUGUCAGAGGCACAAGCUUUCUUCCUGCUUUCGUCUCUUUGCGACCGUCUUGUUCCAGGGUACUACUCGACGACCAUGUACGGCACCCUACUAGACCAGAAAGUGUUUGAAUCACUGGUUGAGAGAACCAUGCCGAUCCUGUGGGAGCAUUUGGUGAAGAGUGACGUGCAAUUAUCGGUGGUCUCGCUACCCUGGUUCUUGUCGCUAUAUAUCAACUCAAUGCCCCUGAUAUUCGCCUUCCGCGUAUUGGAUGUCUUCUUUGUGGAGGGACCAAAAGUGCUGUUUCAAGUCGGUCUUGCGAUCCUGCGCAUCAACGGCGAGGAACUUUUGGAUGCGGCGGAUGACGGUGCCUUCAUUUCCGUCCUGAAGUCAUACUUCUCCAGGCUGGACGAGUCAGCCCACCCCAAGUCUGAGAACCCCAAGCUCCGAGCUGUCACCAGAUUCCAAGAGCUCAUGGUUGUCGCUUUCAAGGAAUUUUCUGGCAUCACCCACAGCAGCAUCACUGAGUUGCGACUAAAGAACAAGGACGCGGUGCUAAACAACAUAGAAAAUUUCGCCAAGAGAACCGCGAUUCGAAAUUUAGGCCCUGACAGCAAGCUACUCAACACUGAUGAGCUCGGUGCCUUGUAUGACAGAUUCUACAGCGUCUUGUAUGAACGACAACAGCGAGAUCUCAUGAUUCAAGAAGAACAGAAGCGCCGAGCCAAGACAAGUAGGAUGCGAGCGUCGGAAAUCUUUUCGUCUGCGCCCAACCAAGUGGAAAAGGGCCGUGUCGGCCUCGGACCAAGCACCAGUCUUAUGGACUAUGACGCAUUCCGAGAAUUCCUCGCCAGCAUGUGUAAAUGGGCCAUAUCUGAUUCCCCCGGAAGUUCUAGGAGAGACACCAUGGCUGCCGAUGACAAAUACGCCAAGUUCAAUAGCGCCCGGAGAGCUCCAGAUGCCAUCUCUCCUUGGGGCACUGGCCCAGAGCCGGCGGAGCACGAGUUCCUACAGCGUCUGUACAAGAAGUGGGAUGUAGACGGAAACGCGGCUUUGACACUGCAAAACGUUGUCACCGGGUUGGCGGGUAUUAAGGGCAAGCGGGACAUUAUGGGCACAAUUACAUAUUUCUUUGAGCUGUACGAUGACGACGGGGAUGGCAAGGUUGACCGUGAAGGUAUAUUGCGGAUUUCCGAGGCGCUGCUAUUCCUGUCACGACGCGGACUCGAAGGAACCCUCAGCCCGAACGCCUCGAGCCUGGCGCUUAAUGGUGAAUCCGGCAGCGCACAUGAGUCCCAGGCAAGCUUACCAGCAAGUCUACCCGUCAAUGAACGGUUCCUUGGCAGUGUGAGUGCAUUUAUUCGCCGGUGCUUUGAGUACGCAGAUCCAGACCACCCGCAGAACCAGGGCACGAAUGAUACGUCGCAAGAUGGUGGAGCGGACUCGAAUGCGAAUGCAUUUGCUAUCGGAGAUGACGAGGAUGAGGAGGACCUGUUGAGCCUGGAAUCUCCAUCAGGAUCACCAUCGAAAGCAAAGAAGCCCAAGGAACUGUCCCCGGAUGGAGAUGCGCAAGUCGAUGGGGCUAACAACGAGUCACAACGAAAAGUAUCCAAGGCGAAAUCAGAGGCGGCCAACGCUGCACUGAACCCAGCACAGCCUCUACAUAUGACCCUGCCCACAUUCAGAAUGGUGGUUCUAGCUGAGGAGCUUCUGGAGCAGUUCUUUGAGUCUUCGUUCCCCUGCUCGUUCCACGUCAUCGAGGGUCUUCAGAACGCAGCACUAGCACCACAAAGCUCUUCACUAACCACGUUUGCCAGCCUUGGUUUCAGCUCUAGACCUCCUGUCCCCGUUCAACCUGGACCCCAUGGAGCAGGGCGUGGCUUGCGAGGUGUACUGGACAACAUUGUCACAGACGGAAUGCGGGUGGCAACUGAGGUACGACGACGGAUGGAAGAGGCACAGAAGGAACUGGAGAAGAAUGCACUGCCUGGACAGCGGCCUGAAGACGAGGAAGAGGAUGAUGACGAUAUUGGCAUCGCAGUUGGAGCCAGAAAAGGACCCGGUGGACCCAGUGGGGAUAACCGAUCGGUCAAGAGCUCUGAUCGCGACUUAUUAGACGGAUUAGACGCGGGGGCGGGGGCAUCAUUGAAAGAGCAGGACCAGAAUCUUAUAGAUGUCAACUCGGGAGAUGGCAGACCACGAGCAGAGACGGCUGCGGCGCCGGGGACAGGCGUAGUUGAGUUUGAGGGCUAG
Pochonia chlamydosporia 170 is the source of this 3375-nucleotide messenger RNA. RefSeq names its product GTPase activating protein. Lineage: Eukaryota; Fungi; Ascomycota; Sordariomycetes; Hypocreales; Clavicipitaceae. The transcript has 2 exons. The coding region runs from base 1 to 3375 and encodes 1124 amino acids. The record is from RefSeq and is a predicted model, not a curated record.